Lucilia cuprina (Australian sheep blowfly) is the source of this 1751-nucleotide messenger RNA. RefSeq lists its product as uncharacterized. NCBI's taxonomy places the organism in Eukaryota, Metazoa, Arthropoda, Insecta, Diptera, Calliphoridae. The record is from RefSeq and is a predicted model, not a curated record. The transcript is spliced from 6 exons. The coding region runs from base 373 to 1701 and encodes 442 amino acids.
CCAUAGUAUGAUCGUCAGAGUUUAGCGGAGCUUAGACAAACAUAAGCUUUACCGUAGCUACACACACGUUUCAUUCAAAUAUUGACACAUUCUGGACAUUAGUGCGAGUACCUUAAGUUUAUACUUAGCUUUAGCUAUACGAUAUUUACUCACUAGCAAUGUACUCAUUGUAUGGAAAUUGAAUAAAUAUAAUUAAAAAUUCAAAAUUUAAAAAAACAUUUUUUUUUAAAAUCUAUUCAAAAGACAAAACGACACAGAUACAAUAACUAAAGUGUAAAGCUUGUUUAGUUUAAGUUUAACAUUCGGUCGAGUAAAUUAUCAAUGAACUUUUCAAACACUAGACGUGCGUAAACGUUAAAACAAAUAAUUAAAAUGGUGGCUCCUAGCAAAGUGUUUACCAGUCCUUUAAAAUGUUAUCACUGCUCACAGUCUAUAUUACAUCCGGGAGUAGGUUGUAUUCGAAAUUUUCUAGAUAAUCUCUUGCAUCAUGGUUUAUCCGGUUUGAAAUAUUUUUCUCCCUUAUUGAUAACUCCUUUAGUGAUGAAAUAUAAAACGAUGAACCGAGAAUUAUUUGUGAAUACCCUAAAAUAUUAUUUGCAAACUGUAUGUUCGGCUUCAAUGGCUACCUCAAGUGUGUUUCUAAUGAUUUGUUGUCUAAGAAAUUAUCUUGGAAACUUUCGUACCUAUACUACUCUAUUUUUACCUACCGUACUUGGUCUGCAGUUCUGUUGGUUUUUUCCGUCGCGAGUAAUGAAAUUAUUUACAACUGCAACAUCACAAACUAUACUGGAAGGUCUUUUACGGCAAAAUGAAAACAAAUUCACUCAUUUAAUUUUGCAUUCACAAAUGAUGCAGACAAUAUUAUUUAUGUUAAAUAGUGCAAUUAUUUUGCAUUAUAAACGAAAAAAUAUAUACAAAGAUUAUUGGUUUAUUCAACCGUAUGAAAAAUUAGAAGCAGCAAAAAAUGACGCUAACAAGGACGUCAUGAUCAACGGCAAAGCCGAAAGUGUUGAAUUAGUAUACAAUGUGAAAUGUCAAACAAAAUGUGUGCAUAAUAAUACAACAUGUGUGAAAUUUUUAUUGGAUGGGAUAAAAUCAUAUUUAGUUUAUGGUAUACCUUUAGAUUUGUUAGCCAUGUUAAUAAGAGGUAAAAUACCGCAAGGAACUCAGGGUUUUACACAGAAAGUUAUAGAAAAAUUUAAGACUUUUAGACCUAAUAUGACGGGAUUUUUUAUAUCAUAUGUUGGUAUUUAUCGGUUAUCUGCCUGCUUGUUGCGUAAAUAUUACGGUCAUUUAACUCCCGAUCUGCAACAUUUGCUGUCAGCUUUCCUAGGCGGCUUUUCGUAUGUGUGCUCUCAACGUGUUAAUUUGUUAUAUUUCUCCUUGGUUCUAUCAAUGCAACAGUUGUGGCAACAGUUUUGUACCAGUAUUAAAAGUGAUAAAAAGACUGGUAAACAAACUAAUUUAGUUUUGUGGAUUUUAAAGAGUGCUCCUAUGUCUCAAAUAAUAUUUUGCAUAAACUGCGGCUAUUUAGUGCAUAAUUAUAUUUUAAAUUACCAUUUGGUGAAUAGUUUGGCGAAAGGUUUUCUGGAUGCACUUACUUGUAACAGAAUCAAAAAUAUACGGGAUACUUUAAUAAAAAACGAUCUGCCAACCUUAAUUAAUAUUGCCGAAUCUAAUUCCAUAAGAAAAUUUCUUUAGUAAUUGAAAUUAAAAUGGCAUUAGUGUAUAACAGUUAAACUCAAGAUUAC